AAACCAAGGCUGAAUUGGGCUGAUAUUUCUGUAUUAUGUCAUGCACAGCUAUUAGAGUGCACCAGGAAAAAAACGACCUCUAAUAAUUAUCCGCCUUGAUUGCUUUUUAAAUUAUGGGACGUCAGAUAGACUGGGUGAGAGCAAAGUCCAUCAGGACGCAGCGACAAAACAAACGAGGUGAAUGCCCGCUGCACAGACCGCAGCUUCUCACCGAGCAGGAUGGCAGCAAACCAGGCAGCAAAAAGGCUCACUUAGUUAUUUUUGAUUUUUUUUUUUAUUAUAACCGUGUGCCUGGUAUAAGGAGUAGCAUGGAUGGAUGGAAGUGACUGGUUCACGGAGGGAAGGAUUGGAGUUUAAAAUGAAAAAUGGCUCCAUGAGGAACUACAAACAUUGGGCGAGGUGGGGGGCAGGAUGGUGCACCUACGCCGUGAGGAGUCUUUCAUCAAGUCAUGCACUGAAGCCGCUGGUUCCCACCUUCAGCCUGGUGCUGGUGGUGAUAUAUGGGCAGGCUGACAGGCUCAGGAACUUUGUGGCCGGCAUCUUCAUCCCUCAGUAUCACUACCCGUAUCCUGUGGCGCUCUGCUUUGGCCAGGUUCUGGUUUCCCUCCUGUUCUUAAAUCUCCUCCAUGUCCUGAGACUGGUGCCUCUGAAACGUUACUCCAAGCCGCUGGGCGAGAGGCUGCUGCUGCCUGCCAUCUGUUACAGCGUUCAGUCGGUUCUGGUCAUGUGGGCCAAAGCCAGCAGCUCGUACGCCGGACCCUUCCUCUUCACGCAGCCUCUGCUGGCACCAGUAACUGUGGGCUUGAGUUUCGCCCUGAAGCUUAAAUCCCCACCGUCCAUCCACAUCUCUGUUCUGAUUUUCAUCCUAAGUGGAACGUCUGUAGUCAUCACAGCAUCCAACGGUAUCUCUGCUAUCGACCAUCUGGAGUACCUCUACGCACCUCUGGCUUUAAUCCUGCACAGUCUCUCUCUGACUUUUCUGGCUAAAGUGUCUGCAGCCGAGCACCGCCAGCCUCUCGAUGCCCAGGUGUCUGUUUUUGACCUGUACUACACCCAGCUGGUGAACCAGAGCUGGGUGCUGGGCCUGCUGUGGCUGCUGCACCCGGACAGUCCCUGGAAGGUGUUGGGUCAGGGCAGCUGGCACAGUCUGCUCUUCCACGGAUACCUGCUCGCCAUCCUUCUGCUGGGGAUGGUGCUGAACUUUCUGGUCGGUAUCUCGGCUCUGUGUGUGUCACCGCUUGCUGCCACGCUUCUCCACUCGGCGAGGCAGGUGAUGCAGCCGUUUUCUCAUCUUCUGUAGCUUCACUCGGUGAGGACUACGGAAGAUAACUGACUGUUUCGUACGGUACUAAUGCGACAUGCACACACUAUAACUUAAGCACGGACUACAGUGUUAUUUAUUCUGUGGAGAGUUCUCCUUCUGACUCACAUUCUCUUACAAUAUGGAGUCAUAAAAUACAAGCUGUCAGUAUGGGGAAGCAGUGCACAGUAGACUAACUAUCAAACUGUCAGCUAUAAAUUUGUGGCACACUAAUGAUUUACAGUUGGGUCCAAAGGUUGAAUGUGUCUUUUGUUAACCAGUACUCAGUUAUCAGGUGUGAUUUAAGAUUACUAAUUCAUGAAAUUACACAAAUUAUGACUUUUAGGUUGCCCCGGUUGUUGUUGCGUCGUGUAUUUAUUAUAAAUAUGCUUCAUAUGCCACUCAUUCCUCUUUCUGCAAAAUUGCCACUGCUAAGUUGCUUUCUCAGUGCAUUUUUGUUGUCAGAUAUUUGCCCAAAUGUGACAGUGUUAGAAAACUGAAGCAACUGAGCACCAGCAUCUGUACAGGAGAGGACAUAGUGGCUAAACCGCUCAAACAAAGAUCACCCUGUUUUGGUUAAAGACAAUCAUCCAUCCAUCCAUUCUCUAUACACCGCUUAAUCCUCAUUAGGGUGGCAGGGGGACUGGAGUCUAUCCCAGCUGACUUAGGGUGAAGUCAGGGGACAGGUCACCAGUCUAUCACAGGGCUAUGCAUACACAUCAGCAGACAAUUUAGAAUCAUCAAUUUACCUCAGCAUGUUUUUGGACUCUGGGAGGAAGCCAGGGAAACCCACACAUGCACAGGGAGAACAUUCUAUGCCGAAAGAUCCCAGGCCAUGACGUGAACCGGGGAUCUUCUCGCUGCGGGGCAACAGUGCUAACCACGCUGAGUACACUGAGUGCAGCAGUAAAGAACAUCAUGUAUUAUUUAAAGCAAUGACAGACACACUUUGGUCUUAGCCUCCUCCAGCUAAAGAUAAGCUAUUCUUUAUUUUUUUAGGUUGCUAAUAUACCCAUGUAGAGGUUUUUUUUUUUAAUAUGUGGGGAGUCACAUCAUAGUUGAUUAUUUCAACCUUGAAACCGCAGCGUAUCAAUGACAGUCUCAAAAACACUGAUUCAGACAGCCAGAGUUUAUAGCAAAUAUUUAUAACGAAUCGUAGGAACCAAUCUCCUGCUUGCAAGUUCAGACUUUUUGUAACAUUAUUCUUCAUUGGAGUCGAUUUCUGCUUUGAGCAUGUAUGGCUAAAUUACUUUAUUAUCACAACUCACCAUUGUGCAGCGCAACGUAGUUUUACCGUGUCAUCUCAUAGCACUUAACAUAGUAAGAUGAAGACCAUGCCAAUAUUAAUCAAAGAACAGAAAACCCAGCAAUCCAAAGAAUAGAGUCCACAUAUUCUGAUGGUUACAUCUGAGCCAUUUUUCGAAACUACAGAGUUGUUUUCAUGGAAAUAUAUUCUAAAUAUAUGGUUUUGAUACACGGAGAUGAGUUUUUGGGGUUUAAUCAGUGACCUACAGAUUGUGAUCUUGAUUUCAAAUGCGUAGUUUCAAAAAUGGGUCUUAAACAAUGAAGCAAAUCAGACAAUACAGUUAUUUAUUUACAGCCGAAGAUGACACUUUAGAGCAGCAAAUAACAAGCAUCUUUUUUAAAUGUAUUUUUAUAAAAAAAAAUCUGAGUUAUUUUGUAAAUUGUGACUGUUUAUUGACAAUAAUUAUCUGAGUAUUCUUAAUAAUGAACGAACACUUU
Acanthochromis polyacanthus (spiny chromis) is the source of this 3043-nucleotide messenger RNA. RefSeq lists its product as uncharacterized. Lineage: Eukaryota; Metazoa; Chordata; Actinopteri; Pomacentridae. The transcript is spliced from 4 exons. The record is from RefSeq and is a predicted model, not a curated record. The coding region runs from base 317 to 1300 and encodes 327 amino acids.